GUGCCCUGUCACACAAACGGAAAAGACCAACAACUGAUUGGCGAGCUAAGCAGCCGAAAAAUAAAAAUAGAGGAUUACUGUUUCUCUGGAUGAACACCUUAAAAAACUAAGGACACAUUUCUCUGUGUAUGCCAGCUGACCAGCCCAUUGAUCAGCAAAAUGAGCAGCGGGGGAACAGUGGAGAGUGGAAAACCACCUAAGAUUGGCUCUACAGUGGAGGUGACAGGGAAGGGCCAGCGUGGCACUGUUGCCUAUAUCGGCGCCACCCUCUUUGCCUCUGGGAAAUGGGUUGGUGUCAUACUGGAUGAACCCAAAGGCAAGAAUGAUGGCACUGUACAGGGUAAACGUUAUUUCACCUGUGAGGAAAAUCAUGGGAUAUUCGUCAGACAGUCUCAGAUCCAGGUGGUUGAAGAUGGCUCUAGUGCCACCUCACCUGAUACUCCUGAGUCUGGCUCUGCCAAGAUACCCAGACAGAAAGACAUUCCAGAGACCCCCAAAACAACCAAACAGACAUCCGUGAACAUUAAGAAGUCCUCUACCCGCCGCUCUGCCAAGGCAUCUCGGGAGAGCCUAUCCUCGUCCCAGUCUGGUGAUGUUGGAGAGGCUAGCCUGUCCUCCAAUCAGGGUGCGCUGGGGGCUCCUGUCGUGCCACAGCCGAGUGCAUCACCAGCGGCAGCACCAGUCCCAGCUACUCCAAGCAAAGUGGAACCUGCCAUAUCCAAGCAGGAGGAAGAAUCACUACGAGCACAGGUCAAGGACCUGGAGGAGAAACUGGAGACGCUGAAGAUGAAACGGACAGAGGACAAGGCCAAGCUGAAGGAGCUUGAGAAACACAAGAUCCAGCUGGAGCAGCUUCAGGAAUGGAAGAACAAAAUGCAGGAACAGCAGACUGAGCUGCAGAAACAACUCAAAGAGGCCAAGAGGGAAGCACGUGAAGCUCAGGAGGCCAAGGAUCGCUACAUGGAGGAGAUGUCCGACACAGCAGAUGCCAUAGAGAUGGCCACACUGGAUAAAGAGAUGGCUGAAGAGCGGGCAGAGUCACUGCAAGUGGAGGUGGACAGUCUGAAAGAGAAAGUAGAGGAGCUCUCCAUGGACCUGGAGAUUCUUAGACAUGAAAUUUCAGAGAAAGGCUCUGAUGGUGCUGCUUCAAGUUACCAUGUCAAACAACUGGAGGAGCAAAAUGGCAGACUGAAAGAAGCGCUGGUCAGGAUGCGUGACUUGUCUGCAUCUGAGAAACAGGAGCAUGUAAAGCUGCAGAAGCAGAUGGAGAAAAAGAACACAGAACUGGAGACUUUGAGGACUCAGAAGGAAAAACUACAGGAGGAAGUCAAGCAGGCAGAGGCCACUAUUGAUGAGCUCAAAGAACAGGUGGAUGCUGCUCUGGGAUCAGAGGAGAUGGUGGAGACACUGACCGAGAGGAACCUUGACCUGGAAGAGAAAGUCAGAGAGUUGAGAGAAACUGUGUCUGAUCUGGAAGCCAUUAACGAGAUGAAUGAUGAGCUCCAAGAGAAUGCUAGGGAGACUGAAAUGGAGCUUAGGGAGCAAGUGGACUUGAGCGUUUCAAAGGUCAGAGAAGCGGAGAAAAGGGUGGAGGCUGCCCAGGAGACCGUAGCUGAUUAUCAGCAGACCAUCAGCAAAUACAGAGACCUCACUGCCAGACUGCAGGAUGCUAAUAGAGAACUGAUCAGCCAGCAGAACGCAAGCACUGAACAAGUUCAGCAACCUCCGGCUGAACUGUUUGACUUUAAGAUUAAGUUUGCAGAGACAAAAGCCUAUGCCAAGGCAAUUGAGAUGGAACUUAGGAAAAUGGAAGUGGCUCAGAUGAACAGACAGGUAUCCCUCCUCACCUCCUUCAUGCCAGACUCCUUCCUCCGUCAUGGCGGAGACCAUGAUUGUAUUCUGGUUCUCCUACUUAUUCCCCGGCUCAUCUGCAAGGCUGACCUGAUCAGUAAGCAGGCCCAGGAAAAGUUUGACCUUAAUGGGAACAUGGCCCAGGGAACAGGAUUCAGAGGGCCUCAAGGAGAACAGCGGAGUUUUGCAUCAGGACUAGUUUACUCUCUCACCCUGCUGCAGGCCACGCUGCACAAAUAUGAACAAGCUCUGAGCUCCUGUACCGUGGAGGUUUUUAAACGAAUGGGUACUCUGUACUCAGAAAUGAGCUUCCAUGAACGUUCUCUGGAUUAUUUCAUUGAUCUGCUGCAUAAAGACCAGUUGGAUGAGACUGUUCAGGUGGAACCUCUGACUAAGGCUAUCAAGUACUAUCAGCAACUGUACAGCGUCCACCUGGCAGAGCACACCGAGGACUGCACCGUGCAGCUGGCUGACCAUAUUAAGUUUACCCAGAGUGCCCUGGACUGUAUGGGAGUGGAGGUAGCUCGCCUGCGUGCGUUCCUGGCAGCUGGUCAGGAGAGCUCCUGCCUGGCUGUUCUCUUGAAGGACCUGGACACUUCGUGCUCUGAUAUCAAACAGUUCUGUAAGAAGAUCCGCCGUCGCAUGCCUGGAACUGAUGUAGUUGGAGUACCUGCUGCUCUAAAUUUUGGAACACAGAUUUCAGAGACGCUGACUGAAUGCAGGCGCCAGCUGACCCGUGUGGUGGCAGUGCUCCAGGAGGUGGCUGCAGCUGGAGCGCAGAUGAUCGCCCCCCUGGCUGAACAGGAGGGGCUCAAUGCUCUCAAACUGGAUGAUGUGACCUUCAAGGCUGUGGAGCAGGUUUACGGUGCCCAUGGUUUGAAUCCUGCCGAGUGUCUGCGCCAGUCCUGCAGCUCUGUCAUCACUACCAUGAAUAAGAUGGCCACGGCCAUGCAGGAAGGAGAAUAUGAUGCUGACAAACCACAGGGCAAGACUCCUCCAGUAGAAGUAAGAGCAUCCACUGUGAGGGCUGAAAUGACUGAUGCCGAAGGUCUAGGAGUUAAACUAGAAGACAGAGAAACAGUCAUCAAGGAGCUCAAGAAAUCCCUCAAGAUUAAGGGUGAGGAGCUGAGUGAGGCAAAUGUCCGUCUUAGCUUGCUGGAGAAGAAGCUGGACACUUCUACCAAAGAUGCUGAUGAACGCGUGGAGAAGAUUCAGACCAAACUGGAUGAGAACAUUGCUCUGCUGAAGAAGAAAGAAAAGGAAUUUGAGGAAACAAUGGAUGCUCUGCAGGCUGAUAUUGACCAGCUGGAGGCAGAGAAGACCGAACUGAAACAACGCAUCAAUAACCAAUCAAAGAUGACCAUCGAAGGUCUGAGAGGCCCACCAGCAUCUGGAAUAGUCUCCAUGGUUCAGGGGUCUGCAGGAGGUCUGUCUCCAUCCCUGGCUGGAACGGUCCAGGUGGUCGACUCCCCUCUUCUCAGGCAGCAGGUUGAAGCACAGAGACUGGGCAUCAAACAUCUCAAGAAUGAAAACAACAGGCUCAAGGCAGAAAAGAUGAGGGUCCAGCUUGCCUCCUUGCCUCCACUCUGCCCCCCAAAACUGCCACAGAUCUCUAAAGAAACCUCUAUGCCUCCAGAGGGACUGAACACAGGCAUCUAUCGCCGGACUGACCAGCUGUUGGCCACACUACUCAAACUGAGCUCAGAGGUUAAAGUUGUGGACAUAACUGGGAAGACAGCAGUUAGUGCCAGUGCCCAACUGCUGGAACAGACAGCCCGACUGCAGAGCCUCAGUGAUGCUCUGGACAAACUCAAGGGAGAAGUAGCUGAGCAUGUUGUGUCAUACCAGCCAGGAGCGAAGGUUGCUUCUGACUUUUCCACCUUUCCAGUUCCGUCUUUCAUCAAGGCAAAGGAAGAAAAGCAGGAAGGAACAGUGUUUGUAGGCCGUGUUGCCAUUCCAUGCACCCGAGGACAGGAACAAGUGCACCGCCUUGUCCUGUCACAGCAGCAGCUGCAGCGGGUGCACCGCCUUGUCAUGGCCUGAGACAACACACAGUCACACCCAACCACACUUCAAGCUCUUUCCCAACUUCUUUCCUUUUGAGCUUCCACUGAAACAUUCUCCACUAUUAUCCUUUGAUUUCCAGUAUUCUCAGGAAUUUUUAUCCAAUAUUUGCUAAUCUUAAAUAUACAUGCAAUUUUUGAUCUAAAAAGAAAAAGUUUAAAUACAUUUGACUUUGUGAAAUUAAGUGUAACAUUUGUCACUGAAAUUUGUAUGUAUUCAUUUAUUUGUAUCCAGCAAUGUGGGCAAUUCCUGUGAAAUUGGGAAAAUCUAAAAGGAUUUUUUUACUUGCAUCUAUUACUAGUUUCUUCUUUGUAUCUUUUGUAUUCAUUGUAAUUCAGAAAAUAAAAGCAAGCAGUUCACCUGA
Molecule: messenger RNA, 4279 nt
Organism: Sphaeramia orbicularis (orbiculate cardinalfish)
Lineage: Eukaryota; Metazoa; Chordata; Actinopteri; Kurtiformes; Apogonidae
Product: dynactin subunit 1-like
Exons: 31
Coding region: 160-3894 (1244 amino acids)
Biological process (GO): nuclear migration; establishment of mitotic spindle orientation
Cellular component (GO): kinetochore; axon; microtubule associated complex
Source: RefSeq, a predicted model, not a curated record